Messenger RNA from Vombatus ursinus (common wombat), 6852 nucleotides. RefSeq names its product GRB10 interacting GYF protein 2 (gene GIGYF2). Lineage: Eukaryota; Metazoa; Chordata; Mammalia; Diprotodontia; Vombatidae. Gene Ontology annotation, biological process: insulin-like growth factor receptor signaling pathway. Gene Ontology annotation, cellular component: membrane; proximal dendrite; vesicle. The transcript is spliced from 27 exons. Gene Ontology annotation, molecular function: protein binding. Bases 1 to 3828 code for a protein of 1275 amino acids. The record is from RefSeq and is a predicted model, not a curated record.
AUGGCAGCAGAAACUCAGACACUUAACUUUGGGCCUGAAUGGCUUCGAGCUCUGUCCAGUGGUGGCAGUGUGACGUCCCCUCCUCUUUCUCCAGCAUUGCCGAAGUAUAAAUUAGCAGACUACCGCUAUGGGCGCGAGGAAAUGUUAGCACUUUUUCUAAAGGAUAACAAGAUCCCUUCAGACCUUAAGGAUAAGGAGUUCUUGCCUAUUCUCCAGGAGGAGCCCCUACCACCACUGGCACUAGUGCCUUUUACAGAAGAAGAACAGAGAAACUUUUCCAUGUCUGUAAAUAGUGCCGCUGUCCUGCGAUUGACAGGACGAGGAGGAGGAACAGCGGUAGGGGCUCCUCGAGGUCGAAGUUCCUCUAGAGGUCGAGGUCGAGGCAGAGGUGAAGGUGGUUUUUACCAAAGAAGUUUUGACGAAAUUGAGGGUGGAUUUGGCCGAGGUGGCGGCGGCCGAGAAAUGCACCGAUCACAGAGCUGGGAAGAAAGGGGAGACAGACGGUUUGAAAAACCAGGGCGAAAAGAUUCAGUGAGACCAAACUUUGAGGAAGGCGGGACGACAGUAGCAGGGAGAAAGCAUGAAUUUAUCCGUUCUGAGAGUGAAAACUGGCGCAUCUUUAGAGAGGAACAAAAUGGGGAAGAUGAAGAUGGAGGCUGGCGCCUGGCAGGAUCACGAAGGGAUGGAGAGAGAUGGCGUCCCCACAGCCCAGAUGGUCCUCGAUCUGCAGGGUGGCGAGAGCACGUGGAACGGCGACGAAGGUUUGAAUUUGACUUUCGAGAACGGGAUGAUGAGCGAGGUUACCGACGAGUGAGGUCUGGCAGUGGUAGCAUAGAUGAUGACAGGGACAGCCUUCCUGAAUGGUGCCUGGAGGACGCUGAAGAGGAAAUGGGAACUUUUGAUUCCUCCGGGGCCUUCCUCUCCCUAAAGAAAGUACAGAAAGAGCCCAUUCCUGAGGAACAGGAAAUGGACUUUCGGCCUGUAGAGGAGGGGGAGGAGCGCUCUGAUUCGGAGGGGAGUCACAAUGAAGAAGCCAAAGAACCCGAUAAGGCUGCCGGCAGAGAUGGGGAUCGAGUAGAUCGAGGAGCUGCAGAAACUUCAGAAGAACCCAUCAGGCCAUCGUCCCCAAGUGCUCAGCCAGCUAGUGCUUCAGAGCGGCAGCCUCAGGAACCCCUGCAGCCAAGCCCAUUUGAGAGGAAAGAAGAGAGCAAAACGGAGCAGCCAGAAGAAGACAGCCGGUCCGAGAGCUCCCUCCCCACCCAGGGGCCCAGCAGAGGAGAAGAACUGGUCCCUGCUGUCCAGUCUUUGUCACAGAACUCUUCAGACCCGUCCUCUUCUGGUCUUCUCCCCCCACCUGUUGCCAGUCCAGGCCCCGCCCUCCGGACCCCCCAGACGCCAGCCGUGGCUGCUCCUGGCAUGAGCGGUGUCUCUGCAGAUCCAGAUGAUGAAGAUGGCCUCAAACACCUGCAGCAGCAAGCAGAAAAGAUGGUGGCGUACCUACAGGACAGUGCCCUGGAUGACGAAAGACUGACUGCCAAGCUCCAGGAGCACCGGGCCAAAGGAGUCUCCAUUCCGUUACUGCAUGAGGCCAUGCAGAAGUGGUAUUACAAAGAUCCACAAGGAGAAAUUCAGGGUCCAUUUAAUAACCAAGAAAUGGCAGAGUGGUUUCAAGCGGGCUAUUUCACUAUGUCCUUGUUGGUGAAGAGAGCGUGUGAUGAAAGUUUCCAACCCCUUGGCGAUAUCAUGAAAAUGUGGGGAAGGGUUCCCUUUUCACCCGGCCCAGCACCCCCUCCACAUUUGGGAGAACUGGACCAGGAACGACUGACCAGGCAGCAGGAGCUCAAUGCCUUAUACCAGAUGCAACAUCUCCAGUACCAGCAGUUCCUCAUACAACAACAGUACGCACAGGUAUUGGCGCAGCAGCAGAAAGCAGCCCUUUCAUCCCAGCAGCAGCAGCAGCUGGCACUGCUCCUCCAGCAGUUUCAAGCUCUGAAGAUGAGAAUAUCAGAACAGAAUCUGAUUCCGUCCGUCACUAGGUCUGUUUCAGUUCCUGAUGCUGGCUCUAUUUGGGAGCUUCAGUCAACAACUUCACAACCUACAGUCUGGGAAGGUAGUAGUGUUUGGGAUCUUCCUCUUGACCCUGCGGCUCAGGGACCAGCUCUUGAACAGCUUCAGCAGCUGGAGAAGGCUAAAGCUGCCAAGCUAGAGCAGGAGCGUAGAGAGGUGGAGAUGAGGGCCAAGCGAGAAGAGGAGGAGAGGAAGAGGCAGGAGGAGCUCCGCAGGCAGCAGGAGGAGAUCCUUCGGAGGCAGCAGGAGGAGGAGAGGAAGCGGCGGGAAGAGGAGGAGUUGGCCCGAAGGAAGCAGGAAGAAGCCCUCAGACGCCAGAGGGAACAAGAAAUGGCCCUCCGGCGCCAGCGAGAGGAAGAGGAACGCCAGCAGCAAGAGGAAGCACUUAGAAGACUGGAGGAGAGGAGGAGAGAAGAGGAAGAGAGACGACAGCGGGAGGAGUUGUUACGGAAGCAGGAAGAGGAGGCCGCCAGGUGGGCCAGGGAAGAAGAGGAAGCCCAGCGUCGGCUUGAGGAGAACCGACUGCGGGUGGAAGAGGAGGCGGCCAGGCUUCGGCACGAGGAGGAGGAACGGAAACGCAAGGAGCUGGAGCUCCAGCGGCAGAAGGAGCUGAUGAGGCAGAGGCAGCAGCAGCAGGAGGCCUUGCGGCGCCUUCAGCAGCAGCAGCAGCAGCAGCAGCUUGCCCAAAUGAAGCUGCCGUCUUCUUCCACAUGGGGCCAGCAGUCUAAUUCUGGGGCCUGUCAGUCUCAGACAACACUAUCAUUAGCAGAAAUCCAAAAGCUAGAAGAAGAAAGAGAGCGGCAGGUUCGAGAAGAGCAAAGGCGCCAGCAGCGGGAAUUGAUGAAAGCCCUCCAGCAGCAGCAGCAGCAGCAGCAGAAACUGUCUGGUUGGGGCAAUAUCAGCAAACCCGCGGGCACCGCUAAGUCCCUGUUGGAGAUUCAGCAGGAGGAGGCCCGGCAGAUGCAGAAGCAGCAGCAGCAGCAGCAGCACCAGCAGCCCAACAGGGUCCGCAAUCCCCCGCACUCUAACCUGCACACCAGCAUCGGGAAUUCUGUCUGGGGCUCUCUGAACACUAGCCCCCCUAGCCAAUGGGCGUCAGACCUCGUUAGUAGUAUCUGGAGCAAUGCCGACACCAAAAACUCCAACAUGGGAUUCUGGGAUGAUGCUGUGAAGGAGAUGGGGCCGAGGAAUUCCAGUAAGAACAAAAGCAACGCCAGCCUCAGUAAGUCCGUAGGGGUUUCUAGCAGGCAGAAUAAGAAGGUGGAGGAAGAGGAGAAGCUUCUGAAGCUCUUCCAGGGAGUGAACAAGGCCCAGGAUGGAUUCACCCAGUGGUGUGAGCAGAUGCUUCACGCGCUGAACACGGCCAACAACUUAGACGUUCCCACAUUUGUCUCUUUCCUGAAGGAAGUGGAAUCUCCCUAUGAGGUACAUGAUUACAUCAGGGCCUACUUAGGAGACACCUCGGAGGCCAAGGAGUUUGCCAAGCAGUUUCUUGAGCGCCGUGCCAAACAGAAAGCAAACCAGCAGCGGCAACAGCAGCAGCCGGACUCUGUGUGGGCCGUGAACCACAGCACACUUCACUCGGUGUUUCAGACCAACCAGAGCAACAACCAGCAAACGAACUUUGAGGCUGUGCAGAGUGGCAAGAAGAAGAAGAAGCAGAAGAUGGUCCGAGCAGAUCCCAGUUUAUUAGGUUUUUCAGUAAAUGCAUCAUCAGAGCGACUUAAUAUGGGCGAAAUAGAGACUUUGGAUGACUACUGAGCUUCUGCACACCGUCUGGCCAUUUCCCAUGUCUGUUAACCAUGGAUUCUCCACCUUUGGACAUCACACUUUACCAUUUACUCUUUAUCACCCUGCAACCAUCACAGAACGUAUCAUCUCAGGCUUUCUUUUCUAGCCCUUUCUGUCCAGGACUCUGAGCAGUCCUUGUUGGCGAGCCUCUCGGACGAUAGACAAGUGGACUGAACUCUGUCUAUUGGGUGGGUGGUAGUUGGGAUUCCUCCCCAACAAGGAUGACUGUAGACAGCAGGUAUUCACUGGGCUGAUUCCAUCUGCUGUUUCCUGGAAAGCCCGUUGGGAUCUGCCAACAGCAGCUUCCUUUUCCCCGUCCUCCCCCCCCCCUUUUUUUUUUCUUUUUCUUUUUCUUUUUUUUCUUGGCAAGGGGGGAAAAUCUAACUUGUGCAAUCAUGGAGAGAGUUUAUGGUUAACAGAUGUUGGUCAAUAACAACACCCCCCCAUGGAUUGUGACUUCUGUGUUACUCCAGGGCAGAGCCAGAUGGUGCCCCCCCAGUCCAGGCGUGGCAUCAGGAAAGCUUAGCUUUUGGAUAACGUCAGCAGGGGCUUGGAUGGGGGGGUUAGCUUGGAUUGGUUUGAAGUCGCACACCCCUGGCCUGCCUUUUCUGAGCAUUCUUUUGGAGGGAAAGUUCAAAUCUUUCUUCAUCGGGCGGUGACAUCAAAGCACGCCGAAUUCUCCCUCUGGCACACUCCUUCCUUCUUGGACAAAGGAACCUAUGAUCUGGGAGAGGGACUUUUUUCCUUAAUUUUUCUUUCUUAUUAAAAACUGAUUUUUCCCAUGAAUAUUUUUACUUCAGAGGAAUAGGACCAGUUUGUUUUGGGCCCUUCUGCUGAGAAUUUGUCUCGUUUAAGAGGCACCUGGGAUCUUUACCAUAUGUCUGUAUUUGUCUAAUUUCAUUUUGGGUGGGGAUGAACCUUGGCUCCCGAAUGCACAAGCCCAGAACUGUAGCUGCUCAUUCGUGACCGUGCCUGCGUCUGUCUGCCUGCAACCCUUCCCUGAAAAGGGCGUGUUAGAGAUUCUGGACUGGCAUUUUGUCUUACCUUGACCACCUGCAGUACUUCUGUUCCUGAAGACCACUGUGGGGUGGGACGACGGGAGGUGGGGGCAGUAGGAAAGCCUGGCUGGGCUGGUUGGGGUUCCCUUGUGGUCCUUCACUUCAGACCCAGAUGUAAUCGGCUUCACUUGGUAAAGAAAUCCUUGGACUCGCUUUGCUUCCGCCAAGAGUUCAACGAGCCCUCUCCCCCCAGAACAAACCCCACCCCCUGAAAUUGCCCGUUGCACUUAGUUUCUGACCUCUCCUUUCUCCUUCCACAUUUUGGGAACGGUCGGAGUGUGCCUGUGGGAGAAAGUGCCGCAGCUGCUGGGGUGGCUCUGUGGGAAGAUGGCACCUUCUCCUCUCCUCUCUUCUCCCCGCCAUCAUUGCCUGAAGAAGAGGCUGGAGCUGCUCUGAGAGCAGUUUGGCUUUGAAUGAUUUUAUUUGGUUUAUUUUAUUUUUAUUCUUUGAGAACACCGCCCUUCUUGUCCCUGCCCCCUUCUGAACAUGUACAGUUAAUUCUACGGAGACUGCUGCAAACGUGUAUAUAGUUUUUGGAUCCAGUGGCAUGGGGAAACGGGGCACCAUCCACAGUUGGGCUCCUGCUCUCCUUUGCUUUGUAAAUUCAUAAAGGGGGAAAGAGGGAUAGUUAAAAUGUUUACAAAACUUUAAGCUCCCUCGGAACUUUUGCCAGUGUGGAGGAAAAAAACGAGAAAUAAAUAAAAACAGUUGUAUUAUAUCUAAGAGGGCAUUUUGUGCUUGCUUUUGUUGAGGCUGACUUUUACAAUCAAUCACUUCCAAGAGUAAAGUCCAUCCAAAAGGCCCUUUCUCCUCUCAGCUUCAUGGAGAAGCUACAAACAAUACUGGGCACCCGGAGACAGCCGCCACUCGCUGCCUUUCUGGGGAAUGUUGGUGGUUUUUCUGCUUGCAGUUUGAGAGCUCAAAUAAACACCGGUAAGUUAGAUUGGAAAUAUUUGACCAAACACCUUCACUCCUGUGAGUGUACCCCCUACCUCUAGCCUCUCCUCUUUCCAGGCCUCUCUUAUUCCAGGCGUGUACUCACCCAAGAGUCUGAAUUUGACCUCCCCAUCUCCCCUUUUUGUAACAGAUGAAAAAUUAGAAAACAAAGGUGAUUCUUCAGUAAUGAGUCACUCAACUCAUCAGACACUUUAUUUCCACUCUUGAAAACAAGCGAACUCAGUUGUACCUGAACAGCCUUCUAGCAGACAUUGGAGAAAGACCACUCUGACCUUGGACUCUUCAGCCUCUCAUCCGCUCGUGUCUUGUCUUUCUGUUUUGUCUGGAACGACCCACCUGCCCUCCAGCUUACAGCUUACGUAAUUAUGCUCUCCUGGGGGACACUCACUUUGUGAGCUCAAACGUACUCUUCGUUUCCAUUUUAUACUCUGUCGUCUUCCUCGCUGUUUGUCCCAGGGUGUUUUUAUGGAAAAACUUCCCAUGCAACUCUCAGAAAUCCUAAGAUCUGGGCUAGAAGGGACCUCAGGGGACCAUUGAGCCUGGCCCUUUGCAGUUGAAGAAACGGGAUCAGAGAGGUCCCGUGACUGGCUCAGUGUCACAUUAGGGACUAAAACAGGAGGCCUGGGAUUUGAACCUGGGUCCUCGGACUCCAAGGCCAACUCUCUGCUUACAUACACCAUGCUGCCUCUGCCAGGUAAACUGAAGACGAUCAGAAGAUGGGUGGAAACGAGUUUACUCUGCUCACAGUCCUGUCAAGGAACUUCAAUAACUGUAAGCUAAAUGAGUUUUCUACUUCAGUACAGUUAGGGAUGUUUCAGGGUUGUUUUUACAAUUUGUUUUCAUUUCAAGGAAAUCAUUGUUAAUUUAUGCAUCGAGUUUGACCUACCUUGCAAUGUAUUCUAACCUGGUGAGAAAUGGACAUAUUUAUUUUUGUACAAAGCGCCUCUCUGCUGUUGAGUUAAUAAAAGUACAAAACCCA